AUGAAGGAGAGGACUGGAGAAAGUUGGAAGCCUCUGUACUUUCCCCUUCCCCCUACAUUUCCGCUUUUUUCUCUCCCCUGUCCGCUUUUCCCGCUCCCCAUUCCGCCUUUCUCCUCCCCUUUCCGCUUUUCUCCCCUUUCCUUUCCGCUUUUUUCCUCCCCUUUCCGCUUUUCCCCUCCCCUUUCCACGCUCCCCUCAUCUUCCAGGACUUCACAUCCCCAUUCUCCGCUCAUUCCCCCCUCUUUCCAGUCACCCUCCCAACCCCCCACUCUCAUCACUGUUGCGCUCUAUUGUUCUCUUCCUUCACGCCCAUCCUCAGCUCCCCUCGAUUCACCCCUCGUUCCCCCUCUUCCCCCCUCCUCCCCUCUUCCCCCUUUUCUGACUCACCCCUCAUCCCCCCUCCAACACCCAUACCUCAACUUUUCCUCCGCUCAUGCUUCUUCUCCAUCACGAUCACCCCUCAUCUCCCUCCCCUCCCCUGCCACCGCCCCCUCACUACCCUCAUCUCUCUCACCCCCCUCCCCUCUACCACAGCGUAGCUACCCCUCAUUCCCCCCCCGCCCUUCCCUCACAUUUUCCCCACUCACCCCUCAUCUGUUCUCGCCCAUGCUCUCCGCAUUCCCCUCGCUUCUCCCUGAAUGGCUGCUUGUGUUUACAUGUGGCACUCCCAGUGUGACUGCUGUCCUCAUCCGCCCCGCCCUUCCCCCACCUUCCCCCCACUCACCCCUCAUCUGUUCUCGCACAUGCACUCUGCAUUCCCCUCCUUUCCCCAUGUAUGACUGCUUGUGCUCAGUGUAUGCCAUUUGA
This is a messenger RNA of Closterium sp. Naga37s-1, 807 nucleotides long. The record is from the annotation of a GenBank genome assembly. NCBI's taxonomy places the organism in Eukaryota, Viridiplantae, Streptophyta, Zygnematophyceae, Desmidiales, Closteriaceae.